AUGGGUAUUGUAUUCAGAACGAAAAUUGGAAAGAAUUAUAAAAUACAACAUCAGGAUUUGUGUCUUUUACCAAGUAAAAGUUAUUUGCACAUCUAUGGACGUUUGACAAAAGAGGAUGCUGCAGCUCCAGUCGAAAGAACCAGAUUCGUGAAUAAUGCUAUUUGUCAUCUGUUUGAAGAGAUUCGAUAUGAACUCAAUGGUGUUGAAAUUGAUCGUGCGAAAAACGUUGGAUUGACAAGUCUUAUGAAGAAUUAUGUUUCACAAAAGCCUAGUCAAUGGCCUUUAUUGGAAAAUGCAGGUUGGUUGAAAAAAGAUACUAUGGAUAGUGAUGAGACAAUUACAAAUGCAAAUGGAUUAUCAGAUAAUCAUUGUGAAUGGAAAGAUGAGCUUAUCCUCACGAGAUCCAAGACGGAUGUCAAUGCCAUUCUUCAAAGAGCAAUCACAGUUCAAAAUCCUGAGGAAAAAUAUAAAAUCACAUUACAAAAAAUUGAGUGGUUAAUUCCAUAUGUCAAAGUUUUUGAUGAACGCAAGGUGAAACUGCUCAACUUUAUUGGCAAAGAUACACCCAUCGGAAUAGGAUUUCGCACCUGGGAGCUGUACGAAUAUCCUCUACUUCCUACAUCAUCGAAGCAUGUUUGGGUGGUGAAGACGUCGAACCAUUAUCCAUAUGGAAACAUGAAUCUUGAUAUUGAUCAUAAUCAAUUCUCUACAUUGUAUAAUAUGUAUGUGAACUUCCAAGACUCAUUUUAUGGAAAAGAACCAGAGCCAUUGCUGACUAGAUCAGAGUUCUUGAAGAAAGCUCCAUUGAUUGUUAUCGAUUGCUCGAAACAGAAUGAGUACCUGAAGAGCGGUCCAGUCGAUAUUCGUCUAGAAUUUGAAUCAGCUUCACAUUUCCCAGCUAAUACAUCAGCCUACUGUCUUAUUCUCCAUGAUCGAAUCGUUGAGUAUAAUCCGAUCAGUGGUGGGGUUAGGAAGCUCAUGUAA
Molecule: messenger RNA, 984 nt
Organism: Diachasma alloeum
Lineage: Eukaryota; Metazoa; Arthropoda; Insecta; Hymenoptera; Braconidae
Exons: 4
Coding region: 1-984 (327 amino acids)
Source: RefSeq, a predicted model, not a curated record